CCCGCGAGGAGACGGAAGAACUUUCUUGAUUAGCAUAGUAUCUGCCCUGGGGGCCGCACUGCGACGCGGCGGGUCGGUCCCAGCGAGGUGAAGAGUGCAGUCCCCUCUCGAUUGAGGUUUGACGCAGCACCUGCUUCCAAUCUGAAGGACCCGAGCCUUCCAACUUUGCCGAACAAUACACUGUGGAAUGAAACAGAACAGAGAUCAGAAGUAUCCUGUUUCUCAGAGGAACAUUUCUUCUCGACAGCCAGGGAGAGAGCCUGGAUGCUCAAGCUGGGGAAUGGCAGUCAACGUGUAUUCUACCUCGAUAACCCAGGAGACUAUGAGCCGACAUGACAUCAUUGCCUGGGUUAAUGACAUAGUGUCUCUAAACUACACGAAAGUGGAACAGCUUUGUUCAGGAGCAGCCUACUGCCAGUUCAUGGACAUGCUCUUUCCUGGUUGCAUUAGUUUGAAGAAAGUAAAAUUUCAAGCGAAGUUGGAACAUGAGUACAUUCACAAUUUUAAGCUUCUGCAAGCAUCGUUUAAGCGAAUGAAUGUUGAUAAGGUAAUUCCAGUGGAAAAGCUCGUGAAAGGGCGUUUCCAGGACAACCUGGAUUUUAUUCAGUGGUUUAAGAAGUUCUAUGAUGCUAACUACGAUGGCAAGGAGUAUGACCCCGUAGAAGCACGACAAGGGCAAGAUGCAAUUCCUCCUCCCGACCCCGGCGAACAGAUCUUCAACCUGCCCAAGAAGUCUCACCAUGCAAACUCCCCGACAGCAGGUGCGGCUAAAUCAAGUCCAGCGUCUAAACCAGGAUCCACACCUUCUCGUCCCUCAUCAGCCAAAAGGGCUUCGUCCAGCAGCUCAGCAUCCAGAUCUGAUAGAGAUUUAGAAACACAGGUCAUACAGCUUAAUGAACAGGUACAUUCGUUAAAACUUGCCCUUGAAGGCGUGGAAAAGGAGAGGGAUUUCUACUUCGGAAAGUUGAGAGAGAUUGAGCUCCUCUGCCAGGAACACGGGCAGGAAAACGAUGACCUCGUGCAGCGACUCAUGGAAGUCCUCUACGCUUCGGAAGAACACGAGGGCCACCCGGAGGAGCCGGAAGCAGAGGAACAAGUCCACGAACAGCAGCCCCAGCAGCAGGAAGAGUACUGAACCGUCUCGGCAGCUCUCCACACUUCCGUUCUGGUGGGAACUUUUCUUCUGGAGAAUUGGAACACCUGUGGCCUCAAGCUCAUCAGAAACCGGUUGUUCCCAGCCUGCUGUCCCAUCACUGCGCCGGCGCCCAUGCCAGCCACCGCGCUCGGUUCCCAUUUCCUUCGCCAAGACACACUAGCUGCGGCCGUGGGCAGCCUCCCCAAGACAUCACGGGGUCACAUACCUUCAACUUCACCACCUGGCUGCUUGAGAUUGGUUCUGCUCUUUGCAUUUCUUUCCAGAACAACUGUCCCCACCCCCACCCCACCCCCUUUUUAUCCUGGUGUGAAACAAUGGUAAUUUGAUAUAUGGUAUUUAUAUUGGCAUUUCUCAACCCAGUGUCACUAGAUGUCACACACAUUUGUGGUGCUUUGAUGUUUGCAAGUCUAACCUCUGAACAUAAAUUUGGUCAGAUAAUAAAUUGGAACAAAGGGAAAGAGAUACUUGAUAUGAAAGCCAUAUGACAGUGACUUAUUUCACGGGGAAAAACACCAAGUCAGUUUCUCCCUCUACUCACAAACAAAAGGGAAAAAAAAAAAAGGAAUCAAAACUAGGACGUCAGGGCCCAGCAGUGUUCAGACAUCAGCAUGUUAGACAACCACACAGUAUGUUGUUAGUUUUGAAAGACAUUCACUCAAGGAAAACACCAUCUCGACUUGGCCCUCUAACUGCUUGCCCUUUCCCUCGCCUCCCCCCACCCAGAUUCUCAUGCUCUUUUCUUUCUCAGGGUCCUCUUUGGUGGGGAGCCACUCUCCUCAAAAGCUGUCAUCAGUUGUCUGCAGUCAGAGGGGGUCUGCAUGGGCACAGGUCCUCCUGCCUCCUCCUGUGGGUUUCAGCCCAGAUCCUCUCAUCCACACUAGGGGAUUCCUACUAAAGAAUGACUUCAGGGUGUGCAGCCCCGGGCGGCAGGGUCCCGCAUCAUGCUGGAAGGCUGGGAGUGAAGACCUUAUGAAUAGGAGCGUAAGCCCAAGGGAGAAUCCUGGUUCUGAAGUCUGCUGUUGACACUGGAAUGACAGCACAGGAAAAUCUGACUCCCAAUGCCUUGUGGAAUAAAGAAUUCCCCCUCUUCAAUACUAUGGCCCUCCUUGUCAUUGACCUUCGCUAAAUCGUGGCAGUUCAUAAACAGAGGAAACAUUAAUGAAUUAAAAGCAUUCCUUAUUUUUUUUAACUAAGAUUUGCACAUUUUCUUAGUAUCUUUCCAAAUCUUUGCCUCUUCCCCACCCCGCCCUUUGACAGAUGGUUUCCCUUCCUGGAUCAUUCAUUUCACUCGGUUUCUGACUUUAGAUUUUCUUUCACUUGUUAUUUGACUUAGCAGGUACAACAAAAACAAACAGCAAACAAGUGUGCCCACCCCACUUUCCUCUUAAUUGAAAAGCUUAAAAUAAAUUUCUGAAUUAUGUAUCAUAAA
Lagenorhynchus albirostris (white-beaked dolphin) is the source of this 2585-nucleotide messenger RNA. RefSeq names its product microtubule associated protein RP/EB family member 2 (gene MAPRE2). Gene Ontology annotation, cellular component: microtubule organizing center; microtubule plus-end; spindle midzone. The transcript is spliced from 8 exons. The record is from RefSeq and is a predicted model, not a curated record. Gene Ontology annotation, biological process: protein localization to microtubule plus-end; spindle assembly; regulation of microtubule polymerization or depolymerization. The coding region runs from base 188 to 1135 and encodes 315 amino acids. Lineage: Eukaryota; Metazoa; Chordata; Mammalia; Artiodactyla; Delphinidae. Gene Ontology annotation, molecular function: microtubule plus-end binding.